AUGGAACAAAAUUAUGAGAAAAUCCCUUUCCAAGAACACGAGAAAGAUAUGGGUACUUCCCAGGAAAGUUCUAGUAAAGAGAGCCUUUAUGAUGGAUAUUAUGGGGACAAUCUUCUACUUUCACAACUCCAGGACAAUGAUGGAAACAUUCAGAUAAAGUAUGGUUAUGAUUAUCCUCAAGUACUAGACUCAUCUACCUUCCCAGUCCAAGAAGAUGAUGGUACAUGUUAUGCUGCAUGCCAAUAUAUAAAUUUUUCAGAGGACGAAUGGAAUGAUAGCAUAGAGGACGAAGCCUUUGAGGGCUGGUUCAAGAUCACAAUUCCAAAUGGGAGAAAGUACAACAAGAUGUGGAUAAUAAAUUUACUCCAGAGCCAUUGCAGUGUGGCCUUCACACCAGUUGAUUUCCAGUACAUCAGAAACCGGAUACAGUUCUUUGUUCAAAAUGCUCAAAGUGCCUUUGAAUUGAUGAAUAUAAACUUCCAGAUACGUGAUGAGGAAAACAGAAAGAUCUCUAUCUGUGUUUGUUCAUCUACCGGGCCUGCAUCUGUGCAGUAUAAGUUAACACCAGGACAGAUGGAGAUCCUAAAACGGAGCAUGAUGAAACGAUAUGAUGUGUCCCGUAAAUCUCUGUCUCUCAAGAAGCUUCGCUUUGACCCAGACUUAAUGGAUCAUGGGCUUGACAUAUUUCUGAACAGAAGAAGCUGCAUGGCAGCCAUGCUUCAGAUCAUCCAAGUGGAUUUCCCUGAGCUAUUGUCCUUGAACUUGAGCAACAACAAAAUAUGCUGGCUGGAUGGCCUGUCUGAAUUAAUAGAGAAGGCCCCCCAAGUCAAGAUUCUGAACCUUUCAAAAAAUGUGCUAAGAACAGCAUGGGAGUUGGAGAAGAUGAAGGGGCUGAAGCUAAAAGAGCUGUGGCUAGAAGGGAACCCCAUGUGCAGCACCUUCGCAGACAAUUCGGCCUAUGUAAGUGCUGUUCUGAACUGUUUCCCGGAGUUGUUAUGCCUGGAUGGCUUCAAAUUAUUCCCAACAGUUGACACCUACACUUUGGCAAUAAUAAAACCACGACAGGAAACCUACAGAGGAUCUGAAAGUCUGAAGGAUCUGAUCGUGCAAUUUAUGCUUCAGUAUUACUUGAUCUAUGACUAUGGUGACCGACGCAAUCUCCUCACUGCUUACCAUGCAGAAGCCUGCUUCUCCCUGACCAUUACUUCCAACUCUGACAAGCCAAACAUGAGAACUUUAGAAGAAUACUUCAAGGAUAGUAGGAAUAUGAAGAAGAUCAAGGACUCCUUUUUGCGGAUGCAGCUGCUGAAGCACAAAAAAUGUAACAUUGUGACCUGCCUUCAUGAACUGCCAAAGACUCAGCACGAUUUAACUUCCUGUGUAGUAGACAUUUGUGCCCAGACAGAAAAAAUGAUCUGCUUUUCCGUCAACGGGGUGUUCAAAGAAAUGGAAGGAACGUCUAAGGGAUGCAUUCGUGCCUUUACCCGGACAUUCAUCUUAACUGCUGGCAGACAUUUCAGUGUAAACAAUCGAGAGUUAGGUCUACGGUUUAAUGAAGCUGGCAGGCAAUCUUUCAAAGGGUAUUCCUAUGACAGAGGAAAUGGAUAUCAGCUAAUGAAGUAUGGAAACAGAGGAGGGGUUUGCUCUUCCAGGCUUUGCAUUGUGAAUGAUGAGAUGAUUCUCAGGAAUGCCACUGCUCAAGAGACCAAGAAGGCCUUCUCUACCACCAUGCCCACAAUCGUCUAUGCCAAGGGUCAUCAGCAGAUGAAGGAUUUCCCCACCUGGACUGAUUUGACGUGA
This is a messenger RNA of Cricetulus griseus (Chinese hamster), 1800 nucleotides long. The record is from RefSeq and is a predicted model, not a curated record. Lineage: Eukaryota; Metazoa; Chordata; Mammalia; Rodentia; Cricetidae.